Molecule: messenger RNA, 5621 nt
Organism: Nomascus leucogenys (northern white-cheeked gibbon)
Lineage: Eukaryota; Metazoa; Chordata; Mammalia; Primates; Hylobatidae
Gene: LRCH1
Product: leucine rich repeats and calponin homology domain containing 1
Molecular function (GO): protein binding
Source: RefSeq, a predicted model, not a curated record
GCGCUGCCGCUUCCGCCGCCGCCGCCGCCGCCGCAGUCCUUAGCUUCCCGGGGACAGGAAACCUUCAAGACUGAGCUGCCACGGCCGCCUCCCCGCCCGCCCCCCAUUCUACGCGCCUGCCCACACCCUCCUCCCCUCCUUCCAGCGCCUUUCGGUGGAGCACUGCAGCAUUCAGCCCGAGCUGCCGUUUUCCCCUCGCGGGGAACGCUGUGACCCCCCCGCAGGAGCGGCGGGGCGGGGUGGGGGGGCCCGGGAGAAGAUGGCGACGCCGGGAAGCGAACCCCAACCUUUCGUCCCGGCCCUUUCGGUAGCUACUCUGCACCCACUUCAUCAUCCCCACCACCACCACCACCACCACCACCAGCACCACGGAGGAGGCGGCGCCCCCGGCGGGGCGGGUGGUGGCGGCGGCGGCAGCGGGGGCUUCAACCUGCCCUUGAACCGGGGUCUGGAGCGCGCGCUUGAGGAGGCAGCUAACUCCGGGGGGCUGAACCUGAGCGCCAGGAAAUUGAAGGAAUUUCCCCGUACCGCAGCCCCCGGGCACGACCUCUCGGACACGGUGCAGGCAGAUUUAUCUAAAAACAGACUGAUCGAAGUUCCAAUGGAAUUGUGCCAUUUUGUAUCACUGGAAAUUCUUAAUCUGUAUCACAACUGUAUCAGAGUCAUUCCUGAGGCCAUCGUUAAUCUGCAGAUGCUGACUUACCUGAACUUGAGUCGAAAUCAGCUGUCCGCCCUGCCUGCCUGCCUGUGUGGUCUGCCUCUCAAAGUCUUAAUCGCAAGUAACAACAAACUUGGAUCAUUACCAGAAGAGAUAGGUCAGCUCAAACAGUUGAUGGAGUUGGAUGUCAGCUGCAACGAGAUCACAGCGUUGCCCCAGCAGAUAGGUCAGUUGAAAUCUCUACGAGAACUGAAUGUCAGAAGAAAUUACCUUAAAGUUUUACCACAAGAACUAGUAGAUCUUCCCUUGGUAAAGUUUGACUUUUCCUGCAACAAAGUGCUCGUGAUUCCAAUUUGUUUCAGAGAGAUGAAGCAGCUGCAAGUGUUACUACUUGAGAAUAACCCUCUGCAGUCUCCUCCAGCACAGAUUUGCACAAAGGGCAAAGUUCACAUAUUUAAGUAUCUGAGCAUACAAGCAUGCCAGAUUAAGACAGCUGACUCCCUUUAUCUCCACACCAUGGAGAGGCCACAUUUACACCAGCACGUGGAAGACAGCAAGAAGGAUUCUGAUUCGGGAGUUGGAAGUGAUAAUGGAGAUAAGCGAUUAUCCGCCACCGAGCCUUCUGACGAAGACGCUGUUAGCCUCAAUGUGCCAAUGUCAAAUAUCAUGGAAGAAGAACAGAUCAUAAAGGAGGACUCUUGCCAUCACCUUAGCCCCGUUAAAGGGGAAUUUCAUCAGGAAUUUCAACCGGAGCCUUCCCUUUUGGGUGACAGCACCAACUCAGGAGAAGAAAGAGACCAGUUUACUGAUAGAGCAGAUGGUCUCCAUUCGGAAUUUAUGAACUAUAAGGCAAGGGCAGAAGACUGUGAAGAGCUGUUACGGAUAGAAGAGGAUGUGCACUGGCAAACUGAGGGCAUAAUAAAUUCAUCCAAAGAUCAGGACAUGGAUAUAGCAAUGAUCGAGCAGCUGAGAGAAGCAGUAGAUUUGCUGCAAGAUCCCAAUGGAUUAAGCACAGAUAUUACAGAGAGAAGUGUUUUAAACCUAUAUCCUAUGGGAUCAGCAGAAGCCUUAGAAUUACAAGAUUCUGCACUGAAUGGUCAAAUACAGCUGGAGACAUCUCCGGUGUGUGAGGUGCAAAGUGAUCUAACAUUACAGAGUAAUGGGAGCCAGUAUUCUCCAAAUGAGAUUAGAGAGAACUCCCCUGCAGUCUCCCCUACCACAAACAGCACAGCUCCAUUUGGCCUGAAGCCUCGAUCAGACCCAGCCCUCAUUCUUCCUCCUAUCUCCUUCAACACACUUACACAGGCACAGACAUGGGACAGCUCUAGCUACAGUGUUCCAUCUGAAGGAGACAGUGACAAUGUGUUUCUAAGACCUCAGAGAAAUUUGGAAUCUAUAGACCCGCAGUUUACAAUCCGGAGGAAAAUGGAGCAGAUGAGAGAAGAGAAAGAGCUGGUGGAACAACUUCGUGAGAGCAUUGAGAUGAGAUUGAAGGUCAGUCUACACGAAGACCUGGGGGCAGCCCUCAUGGAUGGUGUUGUCCUGUGCCAUCUGGUCAACCACAUCCGCCCUCGGUCGGUUGCAAGCAUCCAUGUCCCAUCACCAGCGGUUCCUAAACUUAGCAUGGCCAAAUGCAGAAGAAAUGUGGAAAACUUUUUGGAAGCAUGCCGAAAAUUAGGAGUACCAGAGGCUGACCUCUGCUCUCCGUGUGACAUCCUGCAGUUGGAUUUUCGUCACAUUCGAAAGACUGUUGACACUCUGCUGGCACUCGGGGAGAAAGCCCCACCACCAACUUCUGCCCUCCGCUCCAGGGACCUUAUAGGCUUCUGUCUUGUCCAUAUUCUCUUUAUAGUGCUGGUCUAUAUCACUUACCACUGGAAUGCUCUGUCCGCAUAACGUCUGCACGUGCAUCCAAACGCUGUGCUCUGUCGCCCUCAACCUUUGCAGGGUCCUUCCUCCCUUUGAGCCUUUGCCUUCAAACUUCCAUCCCUGUCAUGUCUUCAGUAAUCUCUCGAGUUUUGAAGCUGAACGUUACCAAAUCAGAUUUUCCAGAAGCACAAACUUUGUAGGAUACAGUUUAGUAUAAUUCCUCUCACUUACUGAAAAACAAUGACGACUGCAAAGUGUAUGCACACCGCAUGCUUCCUCAUCCAAUAGUGCCAGCAGCAGUGCCACGCAGUUCCUCCUCUCCCUCCCGGUGAGCUGCUGCCCUGGGCAGAGGGGAGGAGGAUUCCAGGACAAGAGUGUUGAGGACAGGGAUUUAGCAUAUAGAAGUCUUUCCUUUGGGUCAGUAUUGAACUAGAAUUCUAAUUCAGGACUGGGCACUUGAGCUGUAUAGGGGCCACCUUGCAGGGGGGACAGAAAACUAACAUUUUGGCCCAACUUGAUCUAUACAAAGCUUUAAUAAUACCACUAUUGACCAAGUUGGAAAUACUAUCUGGACGUGUACACGCACACACACUGCCUUGAUGGCCAUUCGAUUGGAUUCCUCCCAAAUUUCCUAAAAAGGGAGCCGUGAAGGGCACUGGACAGUGUGGCCGCCAACUUCCACCCCAGCAAGCCCCUCUGUCCUAUGCAGAAGGGCGCUCCGGGGAAGGAAGUGUCGUUGCUGUUAGAGCCUCACGUGGAGGAGUCACUGAAACAUGUUUUUUACUGCUUAACUCCUUGUUAGGUCUUCUCUUGAGGCUCUUAGAAAAGCGUUUUCCAGAGAGAUUUCUAUUUUUAAACCAUGGAACGGAUCACGGCUUUUUUACCACAUCACAUAAUAACUGCCAGUCCAGAAUGGGAUGUAUUAGACUCUAUCCAUUUUCAAAUACAGCCAUGAGCCAUGGAACAUUCUUGGUCCUGGGACUUGGGUUAUGAUGGCGGGAGUCAAGAAGAAGAUUACUCUCAUUUUAGAAGAAUGUAGUUUCUCUAAUUAUUUGAAAUGUUCAUUUAGCCUUUGAUUUUCAAUGAUAUUAACUAGCAAACUGCUUUAUUUUUAAGUCAGCUCAAAGGAUUAUAUAGUAACUAUAUCUGCAUUUGGAGCAAUGUGAUCAGUUUGCAUUUAAAAGGAAAAAAAGAAUUUUAUCUUAGCCAGAAUGUCCCUGGAUUCAGGGGUGUCUUUGUGUAAUAUGAGAGGGCCUUGUUCCAAGGUCAAGGCAACCUCCUUAUUUUACAUGCUGUUUGCCAAAUCCUGUUUCUUAGCUUGGGGAGAUGAUGGACUUAGCUUCCUCAAGAUAAAUUUCUAGUUUAUUAAGAUGCAAACAGCUCUCAUAGAUGGCUACUAAGAAGAAAAUCUUAUUUUUCUGAACAUUUUCAUGAAUCCAGGGGACUUGAAAAUACGGAAGACCCACGUAGUUAGAAGAAUAUAUUUAUAAAGAUUCCUUGCUGCUAAGUCAGAUCAGAUUUGCUAACAGGAAGCAUUCUUUACAUGCCAGUAUCUUGAGUUAUGUGAGUUUUUUUUCCUCCUGACUUUGUGUUGAUCGGUGAAAUGCAGGGUAUGUGGAAGUUAUCUAAUUAACCUCAGUUGUAUAUGAAUAACCCACAGAUGUACUGAAUUACUUUUGGUGCUAUCUUGUACUCUUCAAUCUGUAACACAAUAAAAUCCCUUUGUACAAUGUCUAAUGAGCACCCUGAGCCAUAAAUUGCUUAAUAAACACAUUUUGGGUGAUUAUUCCAAGUUUUUAUCAGCCCAUUGAUACAUGUAUUCAUGAGCUCACAGCAUUCCCAUCCAGCUUUGCAGUGCAUUGAGGCUUCUCUUUAAUGGUCACCACUGUGGUGGUUUUUGCCUUCUUUCUGGGAAGAAAAUGGGAAAAAAAGAGAAAACUUACUGGGUUGCCACCUUAAAAUAAUAUCAAUAAAAACUGAGUAGGACACUCAUGUAAGAGUAGAUUUAAUUUUCAGUGUUGAUAUAGUUCAAUUAAAACAUGUUAAAGACAAAUUAAAAGAUGUUUAUAUUUUAAUUCUGGCAUCCAAAUUAUUCUCUGGAUGCACUUUGAUUUUUCUGUGUCAUUAAUUUGUCUGUACUCUAAUGCACUGCACUUCUUGGGAUUUAUUGGAUGAUAUUUUUUCAUUAGUAGUAUGGUAACUAGCAGAACACAAUUAAUUUAGUCCUUUAGGCAAAAAUUUGAAUGAACUGUUCUGUCCAUUGCCAAGCCAUUAAUUUCUAAUCAGAAUAUUAAGCUUCUCUGUGGUUUUUCUCCAAGGUACCCGUGCACCAGUUCAUAUGCUAACUGGAUGCCUGCAGAUGCCUGCCCUUGCCUGCCCUUGCAGCUUGACUGGGGAUACCUGGCUGACCUCCUUAGAGUCUGAGAAGUAGUCAGGGAUGUCACUGAGUGGUUUAUUGUGCUGACCAAAUCUCCUCCUCACAAGAAAGACCAUUUUUUUCAGUACUCCCUUCCAAUGUCAGAUAAAAGGAGCCAAGUAUCUGUUUACAUUUUCUUUUUGAAAUAGCCAUUUGUAUUCUCUUUCUCCAGUUUCUCCAACGGGUGGCAACUCUCCACUCAGUGUCAAGAUUUCCAAAAUUUAUGACACCUAAUUUCUAAUCAUCUUUCCUAUGUAUGGAUUUCUGGUUUGUUAUUUUUAAGGAGAGACACUUAUGAAAUGGGGCUGGUGGAAAGGGGCCCUGCAGAACUACAAUGUAUGAUAAUUGAGUAUAAAUUUCAUCAGUGAGAGUAGAUAAAUAAAGGCACUUGAUAUCCUGCUGCUAUUUGUUUAUAAGAAAUUAAAACUAGUGUGUGGUGAGCUGGGUUAUCUCUCGAAAACUCAUGUCGUUGCCUGAUUGAGUCAUAAGGAUAAAGGGUGUUUUGCCUUUGCCUGUGGGGAAAAAGUAGGGAUGAUAUUUUAAAAUUUUAAGAAACUGAAAGUUGUUUUGGAUUAGGUGAAAAAUAAUAUGAUUUUAUUUCAGGAGACUCGGUUUUUAAAAAUUAGGCUUCAUAUUUCAAAAUUAGUUCUCAAUAAACAAACAAUUUGGUAUAUAGAA